Molecule: messenger RNA, 1711 nt
Organism: Zalophus californianus (California sea lion)
Lineage: Eukaryota; Metazoa; Chordata; Mammalia; Carnivora; Otariidae
Product: UPF0729 protein C18orf32 homolog
Exons: 1
Coding region: 130-360 (76 amino acids)
Biological process (GO): positive regulation of canonical NF-kappaB signal transduction
Source: RefSeq, a predicted model, not a curated record
UUUUGCAUAUUAUAUUAUUAUUUUCAUUUUACAAAUGAGAGAACACCUGGACAACUUGUUCAAGAUCAUAUAGCUAGACACUCGGACCCGUGGUUGCGGUUCAGGAACUCCAGCAGAUGUGCAUCCCAGAUGGUGUGCCUUCCUUGCAUCGUCAUUCCGAUUCUGCUCUGGAUCUACAAAAAAUUCCUGGAGCCAUACAUGUAUCCUCUGAUUUCCCCCUUUGUUAGUCGUAUGUGGCCUAGAAAAGCUCUUCGAGAAUCCCACAACAAAAACAAAGGCAAGGUAGACUGUAAGGACGCAGACAUAAAUGGAUUACCAACAAAAGGACCAACGGAAAUCUCUGAUAAAAAGAAAGACUAAAGUGAUUGUCCCAAAGGAUCUCAUUGUUUUAAAAAUGGACCUGAUAAUAUGAAGCACCUUGCUUGUAAUUGUCUCUGACCUUUUUCUCUGAGACCAGAAUAGGGGAUAGAUAGCUUAGAUAGUUACCUGAUACUAAUCAGGAAAUACAUGGUAUUUCUAUUUAAAAUGUGUCUAGUUAUAUUUAAUGAUCUCAUUCCUGAGUUCCUGUUUCAUUAAAGUCGCUUCCAUUUCUAUUAUCGUAGUUAUGAAUAAAUAGAAGGUUUGUGCCAAUAGACACUGCUACUAAACCAGUACUCAAAAAUCCUUGGGCCUCUAGCUUUCGUUCAGGCUCUUUGAAUUUGAGCAGAGUACAAUGUUACCGUGAAGCAGUGCGGUGAGACUGUGCGGUGAAAGGAAAAGGGGUUUGGGGAGAUGAUGAGGACUUGAAACCUAAAGAUGUAAUUACUGUCCGAUACAAUGGAGCAGCCUACUUCUGAGAGUCGUAAUUCCUGCUUAUUGCUCUGAGGAAAAUAGAAAAGACAGGGAAGUCGGGGAAACGCCUUUGAAAAAUGGAAUACCUUUGACAGAAAUAUCUAAUGUAUAUUAUAAAAUCCUAAUCCUUGUUGCAUUUCUUCUGUUCUUACAAAGUAUAUUAAAUAUUCAGUUUAGGAAAAAAAAAGAUCAUAUAGCUAUUAAGUGGUGGAAUGAGGGUAGGAGCUGGUUAGGAAGCUGCAAUGGAAAGGCAAAGCCACUUAAGAUUUUAUUUUGCAAGCCCCACACACAUCACAGCAAGCAUAUCAAAUAUACACACACGCCUUCUUAAAUAGAAUUCAUGUGUAACUCUAUAAGAAAUGAUCUAAAAGUUCAGUUGUCUUUGCCUAAUUAGCAUAAUGCAGGUCCACAAUCCCUUAUCCAAAACUCUGGGGCUAGAUGUGUUUUGGAAGGCGGAAGUAUUCAAUUUUUAAAAAGGUAAUGCAAUAUGAUCCAGCAGUUCCACUCUGGAUAUAUACCCAAAAGAACUGAAAGCAGGUACAUGAAGAGAUAUGUUUACACCCAUGCUAAUCAUACCAUUAUUCAUAAUAGCCAAAAGGUGAGAGCAACCCAAGUAUCCAUUAACAAAUGAAUAGAGUUUUUUUAAAUGGGGCAUAUACAUACGAUAUAUUAUUCAGCCUCAGAAAGGAAGGAAAUUCUGACACGUGCUACAAAAUGGAUGAACAUUGAAGACAUUAUGUUAGGUGAGAUAAACCAGUAACAAAAGGACAAAUUCUGCAUGGUUCCACUGCUAUGAGGCACUUAAAUUAGCCGAAUUCAGAAAGAAGAAUGGUGGUGGCUUGGGGGUUGGGGGAAGGGAAAACGGGAGUUAUUGCUUAAC